Pungitius pungitius (ninespine stickleback) is the source of this 3460-nucleotide messenger RNA. Its product is annotated as cAMP-dependent protein kinase type I-alpha regulatory subunit. The record is from RefSeq and is a predicted model, not a curated record. Gene Ontology annotation, molecular function: cAMP-dependent protein kinase regulator activity. Lineage: Eukaryota; Metazoa; Chordata; Actinopteri; Perciformes; Gasterosteidae. Gene Ontology annotation, cellular component: cAMP-dependent protein kinase complex. Gene Ontology annotation, biological process: regulation of protein phosphorylation.
UGACGUCAGUGACGGCUGCUGAUUGGUCCUCAGCCGUAUCCGGUGGGGCAGCGGUCCAGGGCUCGGGAAAAAAAAAUCGAAGCGAGGAGGAUCCUGUAACGGUUCGCUUUGAGAAAUAUCACCCGUCCCGAGUCGCUAUCGAAGGGCUCGGCAGGAAUUUACACUUUCUUUAAAAAGGUUAAAGGUCGCAGAGCAGGGUUGUGGUCGUCGUCAUGGCAUCUGGAAGUACGAGCAGCGAGGAGGAGCGGAGCCUGAGGGAGUGUGAGCAGUACGUGCAGAAACACAACAUCCAACAGCUGCUGAAGGACUGCAUUGUCCAGCUGUGCACCUCCAGGCCGGACAGGCCCAUGGCCUUCCUCAGGGAGUACUUUGAGAGGCUGGAGAAGGAGGAGACCAAGCAGAUCCAGAACCAGCAGAAGGCCAGCAGUUCCCGCUCGGACUCGCGCGAUGAGGAGGUGUCUCCGCCCAUGAACCCGGUGGUAAAGGGUCGCCGGCGGAGAGGAGCCUUCAGCGCAGAGGUCUACACGGAGGAGGACGCCGCCUCGUAUGUCAGAAAGGUCAUUCCAAAGGACUACAAGACGAUGGCCGCCUUGGCCAAAGCCAUUGAAAAGAACGUGCUCUUCUCACACCUUGACGACAACGAGAGGAGUGACAUAUUUGAUGCCAUGUUUCCAGUCACCUACAUCGCCGGGGAAACGGUGAUUUUGCAGGGUGACGAAGGUGACAACUUCUACGUCAUCGACCAGGGGGAGAUGGAUGUGUACGUGAACAACGAAUGGGUGACCAGCAUCGGGGAGGGGGGCAGCUUCGGGGAGCUGGCGCUGAUCUACGGCACCCCGAGGGCGGCCACGGUUCGGGCCAAGACCAACGUCAAGCUGUGGGGCAUCGACAGAGACAGCUACAGGAGGAUCCUCAUGGGAAGCACUUUGAGGAAGAGGAAGAUGUACGAGGAAUUCCUCCGGAAAGUGUCCAUUUUGGAGUCUCUUGACAAAUGGGAGCGUCUGACAGUGGCUGAUGCCUUGGAGCCCGUCCAGUUUGAGGACGGGCAGAAGAUCGUGGUGCAGGGAGAGCCAGGGGACGAGUUCUUCAUCAUCUUGGAGGGUUCUGCAGCAGUGUUGCAGCGUCGCUCAGAGAAUGAGGAGUUUGUCGAGGUGGGCCGAUUAGGACCCUCUGACUACUUUGGUGAGAUCGCUCUGCUGAUGAACCGCCCCCGCGCCGCCACCGUGGUCGCCCGCGGCCCCCUGAAGUGCGUCAAGCUGGACCGGCCUCGCUUCGAGCGCGUCCUGGGACCCUGUUCGGACAUUCUCAAGCGUAACAUCCAACAGUACAACAGCUUCGUCUCGCUGUCCGUCUGAAGGGUCCCUCCCCCCACUCACCCUCCCCCCCUCGUCUGCCCCCCCACCCCCCCCCCCCCUCCUCCCUCCUUUUAAACCUAGGGUCCACCAAUGCAAUUUGCUUUCUUUGGUCACUUUUGGUUCCGUUGUGUUGUUUGAACACACAGAGGUGGUUCGGCUUCCCUGUAGGCGCGCCCCCUUCACACCGUACCUGUGUUGCAUUUUGUAUUUGCUGGUCACGCUUUGUUUGUUUUUUUUAGACUUAAGGCGCAAAGCGGGAUUGUUUGGGAGAACUGAAAAGACAUUAAGUUCUCUCCGACUGACGAGACGGGACAAUCAAACUUUACGUGGCGCUUUUUGGUGAAUUUGUUGCAGAGGUUUAUGUUGAGGGUUGAAGAAAGGAGGGGGGGGGGGGGGGGGGGGAGAGAGGGGUCGCGACCUCUUCACUUUGAAAUCGUAGGAUCAGAUUUUAGCAGACGUUUUUAAGGUUUUAGCUACACGGCGGCGUUGAUUGGCACCACGGGUCUGAGGAGCGCUCGGCUGCAGGUUCCUGUUUUAUCGAGCAGCUCGUGCCAAAAUGUUUGUCAUUGUCACAGCGCGAAGACGCGUCGCCCCGGAAACGCAAUUCGGAAACAGUCAUAUUUUCCCCUUAGUGUCCUCUUAAUCUGUAGAACUGCCUUGACUACUCUGAGGGGGGGGGGGGGGAAAUAAGGGAAAACGAAAGAAGGAAAAAAAACCAAACAAGAGUAUUAUAAGUGUAUUUCAGUAUUCCAUUUUUAUUUUUAGUAUAUGCCAAAUCAUUUGGUCACUCUUCUGCUAUGGUUUGUAUUCCAAAUGUUCUAGUAUAGUUAAAACAAUCCUAGUUAUAUUAUUCUCGAUGACUAAAUGAUGAACUUAUGGUUUUGGAGCUUACAGAAAUAUGUUUAACUGUCUUUUGUAAACACUUAUUUUUCCAUAAAUUCUAUUUUAGGUGUCCAGUGCCACAAAGUAAAUAAAUGCUCCUUCUUGUCAACUGACAAAAAACAGUAUGUAAUCGUAUGUGUAAAACGUUAUGGGUUAAAAAAUUUAAAAAAAAUAAUAGAUCAAAUGGGUAAUUCCAGGUUUAUUGAAGUGACGUCUUGGGGGGAAAAAAACAAACAAGAAGGUUUAUGAAUUUCAGGACACCUGAAGUAUUUAUGUAUUAAAGCGUCACAGGCGAGUGAGCAGAUAUUUAUUUAAAACUAGUGUCAUUGCUUCUUCUUGCCUGUUGAGAAGGUGUCUUUUCACCAGAGUAGCUUGUGAUCUGUUCUCCUUGCUUACUUGGCAUGAUGUUUUAGGCAUCCAGUGAUCCGGUAUGAAUGGAAGCGUGGAUUUAGAAAAAUGAAAAAAAGAAGAAAAAAAACAAACUGCAGCGGCGUUGCAGAAGCAGGAACUUUGUCAGAUAUUUGGUUUGUUUCUCCCCAGCUUUACUGCUUCAUGACUCGUUUAGAUGGCAUACAAUCUUUUUUCUCUCUGUGUGUGUGUGUGUGUGUGUGUGUGUGUGUGUGUGUGUUCUUUUUUUUGUUUUAAAGAUCUUUACCAAAACACAAAAUGUUGACUUCUGGAUUAUAGGCUCAACUCUUCAUUCCUGCCUCACCUGUCUGUUAACCAGAAACGACAUAGAACCAGUGGUGUGUUUGGCUCUGGUCUCCUUCAGAGCACGGCGUCGCGCUGGGAAUCCAGAUGUUUGUGUGUUUGUGCGUCCAAAAUGACCCAAGGGCAGCCAGGUCAGUGAGAACCCGGUCUCUUCAUCUCCAUCUGACCCGCGUCCCGACCCACAGGAAGUGACUCGGAUGGUUUCGACCCACGUUUUGUUGAAUUCUUUUUUUUUUUUUCCUCUCUUUUUGUAAAUAGCAGCAUCAUGGGGUUUUCUUUCAGCUGUUUAGCCACACUGCAGUCGUCCCGGUUUGCCUUAGCUUACCUAAACCUGGGCUCACGGUAGUCGUCAGUCCGACCUUCAGCGCAGAGAGCUGCGGGCCGUCAGAGGACCAUUCUUUUUCUAUUCUACCCCGUAUUCAGUUCCACCUCCUGUGUGUGCAAAGAUGUUUAUCCUUUUGGUAUAGAUUGUUCCGGAUGGCAGUUUAAGCAAUAAAAAAGUAAAAAAUGAA